UUCCGCACGAUUAUCUGUUAGUUUCGCAUAUUUUCUGGCAUUUAAUCGUGUUGAUUUUCACUAUCGCGUUUUACUUUUCCUACGAACACCCGCACGCAAUCCGGGCCUACUACCUCUUUGCGCAGUUCGCGGAGCAAACGGAGGGUCCGGGAGGCAUCGACCAGGAGAACCGUGUGGUGUUUGUCUAAAAAGUAAAAGAACAACCAAGGCAAGAAGUUGUGCAGCUUUUCCUUGUUGCACGAAGAAGAAAAGAAACAAAAAAAACCGGACCAGCGCAACCACCGACAAAACAAAAACGGAGUACAGGAACAUCGACAAGAACAGGGAAAAUGUUGUGCUGUUUGUGGGCCGCGCGACCCAACGGAAAGCGGAACAUGAGCACGGGGCACAUUUGGAUGGGGGUGGGGGCCCUCCUGCUCGCUUUGCGCGUUGCCUACUGGAUUGUUCUGCUCGUCCGUGGCGGUGUGGCAAGGGACGACGUGGUUGGGGGCGAGAACAACCCCGUCAUGGUCGAUCCUUCGGCGAUUCCUGGGGGUCCAGAACCCGAACUGACACUGGUACUCACUAGAUUGUGCUUACUCUGUAGUUUGCCCAUAUCGCAUUUGCAUAGAUUGAAAUCCAUUUUGUUGACGGGUCUGGGUUUGAUAAAAUAGUAAAACUUUCUACUUUCUUUGCUGCGCAAUGCCACCGUGCGUCUGCAUACAAACAGAAAUUGCAAUCGGUAAAGAACUCGGCGAAAAGAAAGGGUAAUAAAUAUAAUCAAUCUGCCACUUCUAAUAUGGGCGCAAAAAACUCACCCUCUCUUCACCAAACUUAACCCAAAAUUGACAGCUUUGGAUCCACAAGGGGGGCUUCAUCACGGUGGCCUCAAUCGAAUUUGUGGCUAUGGUGUUUAUGUGCUACCUGACCACGGUGUUUUUCAGUCGUCAAAAGCUCUUGCUCAUGGUGACGAUUGCCUUUAUCCUGAGCGCAGAGACGCUGGCCGUCUGCCUGUACCUUUGCUGCGCGAACGAUGUCGGUGGCGAGAUCCCCCUCCUGCGUGUGUGGCUUCUCGCUGCGGUCGCAAUCGGUGGGUGCUCGUUUCCGAUCAUUUUGGCCCUUAAUGAGGCCUUCAAAGAGGAGCUGGACGAAAACGGAGACCGGGUUUUCUCGCCCGCAGAACUCGAGCGGUUGGCCCGCGAAGAGGCGGAGGGGCCCCAGAGCUGCGCCACAACCUGCGGGUGGUGUUGCGACUACUACGGAGCAGGAGUUUCAGCGAAGGACGCCCGCAGGAUGCGCAAGGAAAUGGGGGCGAAUUCCGUCGGAUUUCAGCAGUGGAAACAACAACAGGAGGAGGAGGAGGCGGCGAUGGAAGCGGCGUUUUACGGGGACCAGCAACAAGCGCAGGCCAACAUGUACAACAUGGGCAAGAAUGCGGGCAAAAACUUCGACAACUACCCGUACGGAAAGGGCAACGUCAACAUGAACAUGCCGAUGCCACAAAAUGCGCUGUACAAGGGCACGCCUUCUUCCGGGGGCAAACCCAAAGGUUUUUCCAAACAGCAGCAGCCGUCCGUCGGCGUGCCGGUGAUUGUUCCGACCUACGGGGCGUUGGAUGCAUCUCAGCCGCCGUCCCCGCAGUCAUCGAAGCAAAGCGCACAAGCUUCUGAGCGCCGCUCUUCCAAGAAGAAGAAGGCUUCCACGACGGUGAUCGUGAUGGAGCAGGAGGAGAUGGCAGGAUCGCAAUUGGGCAACGCGUACUACAGCAAUCCGUCGCAGACCGCGGGGGCACUGAACAGUCGGACCACGAAGCAGCCGGGAGCGGCCUCGGUCGGAACGGUUGGAGCAAGCCAGCGCCCCAGCAAAAAGUCGUCCGUCGCGCCGCCCAUGGCGACCUCUGGCACCCAUCUGCCGUCAGAACGAACCGCGGCGAUGGUCCAGUCCGUGCCGCCCGCAUCGGUCCGAACGACGGGAACGGUGCCACCCGUGUCGGUCCGAACAACGGGAACGGUGCCGCCUGCGUCGGUCCGAACGACGGGAACGGUGCCACCGGCCGCGUCGGUCAGAACUGCGGCCAACACCCUGCUGUCAAACCCGCCCGCGUCGGUGAGAGCGGCGGGCACGGCAGUUCGACCCGGCAGCAGCGUUGCCUCGCCACCGUACACCGUAGCGGCGACGGCUGCAGGGACGCUGCCGGCCGCGGCGCACAGCUACGACAUGCUCGAUGUCGGCCCGCUGGACAGCCCGCCCGCGUCCGUCAACUACACCCCGCAAAAAUUCCCGGCGCCGGCCGGCAAGCCGCCCGGCCGCGUCCAAGGAGCUUUUUCGCAACUGGCCGGGCUUCCGCCCAGCGUCGAGGCGUCGCAAACCGAUGUUGUUGCGACGAAAGUGCGCAUCAACAGCAAACGGGACUCCUCGCAAGUGGUUCCGGCACGGCCGACGGGCGGCAGGCCAACGGGCACAGUCCAACCGAUCAUGAAGGACCCGUCUCGGUACGAACGGACGCCGACAACCCAAAUGCAGCGCAACGACGCCCAGCUCUACGACCUGCUAGCAGGCUCCCCGGAAUUCGACCGCUACACCGGCGGCACGCAGGUCAUUCGAGACCCCAGCGCCCGCAAUGCGGGCCCCAGUGCGAUGCGCGUCACGGGCGGAAAGCCGGAAAUUCCACUGCAAACCAACGUGUUGUACGACCCGUCGCUCCGAAAAGGCGAUGGCUCGCAACGUUGAGGCGGCGGGGGAGCGAUUCAUCUCCGAACGAAGUUUACUUAUGAUUGAAACCAUUUCUAGUCGUGUCUACUACGCAUAGGACAAUGAUUGCGUUUGACUACUACAGUUACACUAUGUACCAAAUAAAGACUAUCUCGUACUUAUGUCUUCCCGAAGUUGAAUUUAAUGAACGACGUAUAUGGAAAACUGAGGCGAAAGCCACAGUAGGGUUUAGUUUUUUAUACUACUCUCGA
This is a messenger RNA of Amoebophrya sp. A120, 2942 nucleotides long. The record is from the annotation of a GenBank genome assembly. NCBI's taxonomy places the organism in Eukaryota, Dinophyceae, Syndiniales, Amoebophryaceae.